AUGGCUAUAACAGCUUCAGAUGAUAUUGAAAAACUGAAAGAAUUAAGAAAAUCUAAUCCUACGAAAGCUAAAAAUUUUUUAAAAAAACUAAAAAAGAAAAAUGCCAAGAAGAUAAAACAGAAUAAAAAGAAUAGUACUCUGGAUGAGGUAGAAGAAAACACAAAAGAGGAGACAACAAUUUUGAAUGACGAUACCUACGUAGAAUAUGUUGAAGAGGAUAUUGAUGAAGCCUUAUACGAAAACUUCGAAGACGUGUAUAAAAAGUUCAAACUUAAUAGUAAGGAUGGAAUUGAAAAGAAGGAAUUUUCUGAACAAGUACAGAAGCCUUACUUUGAAGACUCCGAAUCAGAUGAUAAUGAUGAAGAAGAUGAACAUAGAAAUAGUAUGAAGUAUAAGAAAAAUAUUUCAAAGAAAGCAAAAAAAUUAUUAAAAAGACCAUCUGUUAUGAAAUUAAAAGAGUUUGCUCCCAAACCAGAAUUAGUAGAAGUAUGGGAUACAACUUCAAGUGAUCCAUAUUUUUAUGUAUGGAUAAAAUGUUUAAAAAAUUCUAUACCAGUACCACAACAGUGGUGUCAAAAAAGAAAAUAUUUACAUGGAAAAAGGGGUAUUGAGAAAAUACCUUAUAGAUUACCUCCUUAUAUACAAGAUACCAAAAUUAGUGAAAUAAGACAAGCUAUUAAAGAAAAAGAAGAACAGAAAUCAUUAAAACAAAAAAUGAGAGAUAGAGUACGACCAAAAUUACAUACUAUGGAUAUAGAUUAUCAAACAUUACAUGAUGCAUUUUUUAAAUAUGCAACCAAACCAAAACUAGUUAAAUUUGCAGAAGUAUAUUAUGAAGGUAAAGAAUUUGAAUUAAAAAAAAAAAAAUUUAGACCAGGUGUUAUAUCUGAAAAAUUAAGAAACGCCUUAAAUAUAGAACCAAAUGAACCUUUACCUUGGUUAAUUAAUAUGCAAAAAUAUGGUCUACCUCCAUCUUUUCCAUAUCUAAAAAUUCCAGGACUAAAUGUGUCAUCUCCUAAUGAUCCUACUUCUGAUAUGGGGAAACAUAUAAUAUCAAAAGAUGAAAAUAUAGACGAAUCUGGAAAUAUUAUUUAUGGAAAUUUUAUUUCUCAACAUGUUACUGAUAGUAAUAAUAAUAAAUACGCAGACGAUUUCUUAUGGGGUGAAAUGGAUGAUAAAUAUGAAGACGAAGAAGAAGAUGAAAAGGAUGCAGAGGAACCAGAUGAGGAGGGCGACCAAGAGGAAGAGGAAGAGGAAGAUGAAGAGGAUGAUGAAGAGGCAGAUGAUGAAAAAGAAAUAGAUACUUAUGAUGAAAAUGAUGAUAAUAUAAAUAUUGUAGGACGUAAAAUGAAAAAAAAGAAAAAGAAAGGAAAAAAGAAAAAUAUUAAACAAACAGAUAAUAUGGAUCAUGAACAUAUAGAUCAGAAAAAUAUUGAUAUUAAUUUAAAUCCUCAUAAUGAGGAAUUAUUAAAAAAUAAUUAUUCAAGUGGUAUGUACAGUGUUAUGACAAAUUCAAAAAUGAAUGCAGGAUCAUAUACACCUUAUAUGGAUAGUGGAAUUACAUCAGUAGAUUUAACUUCAUUUAUAUCAGGUUAUGACACACCUAAAUAUAUACAUAAUAAUCAUCAUACUAAUUUUAUUAAUGCACCUAAUAUGAAGCCAUAUACUAUUCUACAAAGGGAAGAUGUACCUAUAGAACAAAAUGCUUUGUUUGCAUCAAAUGUAAAGUAUAAAAUUAAUCCUCCACAACCUCCUUCAGGGAAACCACCUACUUUGUCUGAAGGUUAUAUUACACCAUAUACAAAUGUCAAUACACCUAAAACACCAUAUGUUCAUAUUGAAAUACCUAAUAAUGCACCUGCUACUAGUACAAACAUAGAAGAUGUACGUAAAGAACUAAAUAAAUUUGAAGAAAUUUCUAAUAAGGUAAAAAUGGUCUCUGCACAAAUUGAUCCUCCAAAGAAAGACAAGAAAGACGAAAAGCAGAAAAAGAAAAAAAAAAACUUCAAAUUUUGA
Messenger RNA from Plasmodium reichenowi, 2016 nucleotides. Its product is annotated as splicing factor 3B subunit 2, putative. Gene Ontology annotation, cellular component: U2-type spliceosomal complex; U2 snRNP; nucleus. The record is from RefSeq and is a predicted model, not a curated record. The coding region runs from base 1 to 2016 and encodes 671 amino acids. The transcript has 3 exons. Gene Ontology annotation, biological process: mRNA splicing, via spliceosome. Lineage: Eukaryota; Apicomplexa; Aconoidasida; Haemosporida; Plasmodiidae.